CGGCGCGCGCUGGCGGAGGGAGGGAGCUCACGGUCCCCCCCCGCCUCCUAUCACGUGACGCUCGACCACUCCCUCCUUUCGUUGUGUCCGCGCGGCGUCGCACUCCGGGUAUUUGAACCGCGCUUCCGCCAUCUUUCCAGCGCCUAGUCACUGAGGGGAGCGAUACCGAGAGACGUCUCGGGAAGACCCAGCAUGGCCGCCCAAGGAGAGCCCCAAGUGCAGUUUAAGCUUGUCUUGGUUGGUGAUGGUGGUACUGGUAAAACAACAUUUGUAAAACGUCAUUUGACUGGUGAAUUUGAGAAGAAGUAUGUAGCUACACUGGGUGUUGAAGUCCAUCCUCUGGUGUUCCACACUAAUAGAGGUCCAAUUAAAUUUAAUGUAUGGGACACGGCUGGUCAGGAGAAAUUUGGUGGUCUGCGGGAUGGUUACUAUAUUCAGGCUCAGUGUGCUAUCAUAAUGUUUGAUGUAACAUCAAGAGUUACAUACAAGAAUGUACCUAACUGGCAUAGAGAUCUGGUACGAGUAUGUGAAAACAUCCCUAUAGUGUUGUGUGGCAACAAAGUGGAUAUUAAGGACAGAAAAGUCAAGGCAAAGUCAAUUGUCUUCCACAGGAAGAAGAAUCUUCAGUACUAUGAUAUCUCAGCUAAGAGUAACUACAACUUUGAGAAGCCCUUCCUCUGGCUUGCCAGGAAGCUAAUUGGAGAUCCCAACUUGGAGUUUGUUGCCAUGCCUGCUCUUGCGCCCCCAGAGGUUGUUAUGGACCCAGCAUUGGCAGCACAGUAUGAGCAAGACUUACAGAUUGCUCAGACCACUGCCCUGCCAGAUGAAGAUGAUGACCUGUAAGGGAUGAAGCUGGAGCCCAGCGUCAGAAGUCUAGUUUUAUAGGCAACUGUCCUGUGAUGUCAGUGGUGCAGCGUGUUUGCCACUUUAUUAUCUAGCUGAGCAGAACAUGUGCUUAAUCUUUGGGAUGCUGAGAGAUGAAUGGGCUUCGGAGUGAAUGUGGCAGUUAAAAAAAAAAAAAAAAAUUCCUUCAUAUUUUGGACCUGCAUAUCUAGCUGUUUUUUGGACUGCAAUUACUUCCCCUUUGAGUUUCAAAUCUAACUAAGACUGCUGCAGUCACAUCACAGUAUUCAGUGGUAAAUCUUGUUUGUUACUGUCAUUCCCAUUCCUUUUUUGUUUAGAUCAUAAUAAAGUUGUAUUUCAAA
This is a messenger RNA of Terrapene triunguis (Three-toed box turtle), 1205 nucleotides long. It is a transcript of the gene RAN, whose product is annotated as RAN, member RAS oncogene family. Gene Ontology annotation, cellular component: nucleus; cytoplasm. Gene Ontology annotation, biological process: protein import into nucleus; ribosomal subunit export from nucleus. The transcript is spliced from 7 exons. Bases 193 to 843 code for a protein of 216 amino acids. The record is from RefSeq and is a predicted model, not a curated record. Gene Ontology annotation, molecular function: GTP binding; GTPase activity. Lineage: Eukaryota; Metazoa; Chordata; Testudines; Emydidae.